UUGUUUUUAGAUAAUAAACAACAUUUUAAAUAUGGUAAUAAUACUGUAAAAUGAAGACAAAUAAUAGAUUUAGAUAAGCAUCACGAUCUACGUGGCCCACAUGGCUUCAAUUGGGCGAUGUUCUAGGCCUUGGCUGGCUAGCGUCUUUCCUACACGACUAGGCGAGAAAAACAAGACGAUUGUACACAAAUCAUUUUCCACAAAUGGCCGUUAAAGAAGGUGAUCUGGAUUGUGUUACUGAUGUUGAUAUUGAUAGUGAUGGCAUUUUUAAAUACAUUCUUAUCAAAAUAAAAGGCGAAGGCUGUUCAAAGUAUAUUGUGAGAGGGCAUGCUUGGGCCGAGUAUCAUGCAGAUAUAUAUGAAAGGGAAGAAAAAUCACUAGGAAGAAUUAAAAGUGAAUGUGUUGGUGGUGGAAGAAUCAAGCAUGACAGUAAAAACAAACACAUCGUUGUAUAUGGUUACUCAGUAGGCUUUGGAAAGGCUGAUCAUGCUAUCACAGUUGGUCUUUUAAAGAAAAAAUAUCCUGACUAUGAUAGUAUAACAUGGAACAAUGAAGGUUACUAAACAGUAAAGUGUUACCAACAACAACAUUUGAAAAAUAAAACAGAAAACAACCUAUGGAUUGAAGAAGUAAAAAUUGUAUGUUUAACUCCGUAAAUCUAAUAAUUUAAAGUAAAAAUUUGUUUACUUUUAACUCUGUUAACUUUGUUACUACUAACGGUAGUCUCAGAUUGACUUGAUACGAUUGAAGGAAUGUGGCUGGGCAUUAUGUGAAUUUUUAGUCCAUAAUGUUUCAAUCCUGUGUACUCGUAGGAAAUAUGGCUUUGAAUGAAUAUUUGGACACAAUCAUAUGUAUUGUGCCUGGAAUGCUUGAAGUGUAUAAGUAAUGUUCUACAGAAAAAUUUUGAAUUUGUCACGGCAUAACACACAAUGCGUUUGCGCCUCAAGCCUAUUCAGGUAUGGGUGCCUGCCACUAUCCAUAGCAAAAAUUACUUUAUCCAUUAUAUUUUCAACAUCUGUUGUUAGAGUAGCUUUGAUUCAGUGCUACAGUCGCGUUUAUUGUUAAUUGCAAGAGUGAUUGCUAAAUUAUAGCAAUGUUUCUUCACAAACUGUAGCUCUGAAAGUGAAGUGAUCCAUCGUAGCAGAGAUUGGUGUUAAAACAGUUGGGAUUUUAAAUUCCAAGACUGACACAUCUUUUGGUGUAUCAGUCAAUUUCUUUGCAGAGAUUAAUAUGUAUCGCUUUUAUUCUCAUUGAAGACAUUGGUACGAACAGUUGCUGCUGUAGGCCUUUACAAUCUCUUGCCUGCACAAUGUAUGUGAUUUGUACAGUUUUUUGAAGAACCCUUUUGUUUUCUAAGAUCCGAUCUUUUUUCAGUUUUAGAGUUUUAAUCAAGGCAUUGGGUGUGUAGAAUUUUCUUAGAUUAGGACAUAGGUUGAUUGAUGCGCUAUUACAUAUUUGAGCCUUGCCAGGAGCAGAUCCAGAGAUGUCCAAAAGGGGAGCCGAAAGUUGGGCUGAUCGAGACAACACUUUCCUAGGGGGUCCGGGUGAAUUCCCCCGCGCCAUUUUUGUGUUCUAGACGUCUGAAAAUAACAUUUGAGGCGUUCUGGACUGUCAUUUUUUUUUCUUUUUCUUUCUUUUUUUCCCCUUUUUUUUACCUCCCAAAAGGGGGAGGGGCCCUAAAUCCGCCCCUGCUUGCCAUCCAAAAAUUAGCGUACUGUUGCUAAAUGUUAAACUGAGUAAUUUGCAAUAAGUGUGUGCCAGUACUUUAGUACAGAGAAGCUGUAAAUACUGUAUAUUAAAAAGUCAGUUUUGGCAUGGUAAGCUCUAUACAGAGGCGGAUCCAGAGGUGUCCCAAAGCGGGGCCGAUCGAAGUAACACCACCCUAGGGGGUCUGGGAAAAUUCCCCCACGAAAUUUUUGUUUUAUUAAUGCCCGAAAAUAACCUCUGAGGCGUUUUGGGCGAUAAAUCCACCCCUAAAUACACCCUUGCCAUAUAACUUCACUAGACAGUUAUGUGUGAUGAAAUCAUGACAAAAAUUAAAAUCCCAACUGGAAUCACUGCUUUUUUAUGAAGUCUUAAAAAAAAAAAAAAUU
This is a messenger RNA of Anneissia japonica, 2093 nucleotides long. Its product is annotated as 14 kDa phosphohistidine phosphatase-like. The record is from RefSeq and is a predicted model, not a curated record. The transcript is spliced from 4 exons. NCBI's taxonomy places the organism in Eukaryota, Metazoa, Echinodermata, Crinoidea, Comatulida, Comatulidae. Gene Ontology annotation, biological process: peptidyl-histidine dephosphorylation. Gene Ontology annotation, cellular component: cytosol. Bases 204 to 563 code for a protein of 119 amino acids. Gene Ontology annotation, molecular function: protein histidine phosphatase activity.